Messenger RNA from Carassius auratus (goldfish), 2071 nucleotides. Its product is annotated as ubiquitin-conjugating enzyme E2 variant 2. The coding region runs from base 59 to 496 and encodes 145 amino acids. The transcript has 4 exons. The record is from RefSeq and is a predicted model, not a curated record. Lineage: Eukaryota; Metazoa; Chordata; Actinopteri; Cypriniformes; Cyprinidae.
AGUCACAUGACGCGACGACGUCACGCUUUCGUACGCUUUUGGAUUUGGACAGGAGAAGAUGGCAGCCUCCUCAGGAGUUAAAGUCCCUCGUAAUUUUCGUUUGUUGGAAGAGCUUGAGGAAGGACAGAAGGGUGUCGGUGAUGGGACGGUGAGCUGGGGUCUGGAGGAUGACGAGGAUAUGACUCUCACACGGUGGACAGGCAUGAUCAUCGGACCUGCACGAACUAAUUAUGAAAACAGGAUAUACAGCCUGAAAGUGGAGUGCGGACCUAAAUAUCCCGAAGUACCUCCGACUGUUAGAUUUGUAACGAAAAUUAGCAUGAAUGGAAUAAAUAAUUCCAAUGGGAUGGUGGAUUCACGUAGCAUACCAAUUCUAGCAAAAUGGCAAAACUCCUAUAGCAUUAAAGUCGUUCUUCAAGAGCUAAGGCGUCUUAUGAUGUCCAAAGAGAAUAUGAAGCUUCCUCAACCACCGGAAGGACAGACAUACAGCAAUUAAUUGUAAAUGAUUGUUAUGACCCUCUGUCUUAAACCUCUUAGAAAUGUCUUGUAAACCAUCAGAAAAAGAAGAAACAAAUAUGAUUCACUCCACACACAAACGGUCUCCUCUGCGGGGGCACGAUUGGACAUUUCUAUUAGUUUAGCUUGAGAAACAAAGCAAAACGCCUUUAUUGUGUGGCACCAUGUUCAAUUCUGUUUUAAAGUUACGAGUGCACAAACCUCUUCUCUUCCAGUAAGAUUUACAUCGACCAUGAGCUUUAUGAUGAUGAACUGAAUCCAGUCAGCAUAGACGCAGAAAGAAGGCAUGCUAGGUGAGGUUUAUAUACAGAUCUGUUCAUUUUAAGUUAAAGUAAGGGGACACCAAAAAAAUAACAAAAAAACAUAGGAUGCAUAUACAACGGCAUGCUUAUUCAAAAAAGAGAGAAACAUAAAAAGCAGCUUUUUGUGUGUGUGUGUGUGUGUAUCUGAACCCCACACUGACAAUAACGUUAAGGGUCCUAAAAGUGUGCCUGUAGUCUGCUAGUAUCGCUAAAGGGGAUGGAGCCGUGCUGAACUUCUCUUCUGUUUCGUUUUUAGUUUUUAAUGUCUGUAUUUGACACAAUCGCAGUGUGUUUCAACGCCUUCUGUUCUGAAAUCAAACCGUGCACAAGGAUCUGUCGGGUGCAUUAAAAUAUGACUCUCCAACCUGCUGUCACACUCUGUAUACGAGUCAAUCACACGCGGCAGAAAAAUACGCUGAGAUGUUACUGUACGAAUAAAACCGCAAACCCUUGCCAUUCAGGGACGGGAUUCAGAGAGUGGCCGAUUUGCGGUUUUGCAUCAUUAGAAUGACACAGCCUUAUUUUCACAGUGAUAAGAUUCAUUUCCUACAUCAGUCCUACCAGUAAACGCUCACAUUGAUCUCAUGUCACUGCUGUGUAACUCAACACAAGUGUGUGUUGUUGUGAUCCCUAACAUUUAAACCGCUCAUUACAUAAGUUUAUCUAAAGCGUUUGAAGAUUUUACACACUUCGUAAGGUGACGUACUGUGAAAAUCAGUUCAGAAGUGAGUUUGAGGUAGGAAUCACUGUUUUGUGUCAAUGGUAAGGGUUUGCUGUAUACUUGCCCUUGCUUUACCACAGUGCUUUAUGACUCCACCUGUAACUGCGACAGCAUGCUGUUAUGUAGCUCUUAUCAUACCACCAACUAGUACUUCAGAAAUGAUUACAUUAGAACCACUGUUAUAAUCCUUAGGUACUCGAACGAGGAGAAUCAUUCAAUUCAGUUGUAAUUCCAGUGAAUGGUGGGGGUUUGUUGUGCUGUUCUUCAUUUAUGCUUAUGAUCUUUUUAUUGAAGUCUUCAUUAGCGAAAACGAAUAGGCAGUUAUUGUGCAAAUUAAUAUAUGUAGUGGCAGUUUUCUUACGGUCUCGACAUUUUCAGAGCCACAGAUGAAUCACCCUGUAAUGCACCUAAGAAAUAUUUUUAUUUUCUCCUCCCUGUUCAGUUUUUUUUUUUAAGACAUAUUAUCAAGUUAAGUUGAAUUUGUGACACCGGGACUAUGUUCAGAAUAAUAAAACAAACAUUGUGGAACACA